Phodopus roborovskii (desert hamster) is the source of this 1064-nucleotide messenger RNA. It is a transcript of the gene Gar1, whose product is annotated as GAR1 ribonucleoprotein. Gene Ontology annotation, cellular component: box H/ACA snoRNP complex. Gene Ontology annotation, biological process: ribosome biogenesis; snoRNA guided rRNA pseudouridine synthesis. Gene Ontology annotation, molecular function: box H/ACA snoRNA binding. NCBI's taxonomy places the organism in Eukaryota, Metazoa, Chordata, Mammalia, Rodentia, Cricetidae. Bases 126 to 788 code for a protein of 220 amino acids. The record is from RefSeq and is a predicted model, not a curated record. The transcript is spliced from 7 exons.
CGGCGCUUCUAGUCUGGUAAGGUUGCGCCGGUACGGUGGCCGAGGAGGUCUGAGCGCGCCGGAAGUGCUCGCCGGCGCUCGCGCCUAGCUGGGCUGGAGGCGCACGUGGCGCGGCCGGAGACAGCAUGUCUUUCCGAGGCGGAGGUCGCGGGGGCUUUAGUCGCGGUGGCGGCGGCGGCGGCGGCUUCAACCGUGGCGGCGGCGGCAACAACCACUUCCGAGGGGGCGGCGGCGGCGGCGGCAAUUUCAGGGGUGGCGGCCGAGGAGGAUUUGGGCGCGGCGGCGGUCGUGGAGGCUUUAAUAAAUUCCAAGAUCAGGGACCUCCAGAGCGUGUCGUCUUAUUAGGAGAGUUCAUGCACUCCUGUGAAGAUGACAUCGUUUGUAAAUGUACCACAGAUGAGAACAAGGUGCCUUACUUCAAUGCUCCUGUUUAUUUAGAAAACAAAGAACAGAUCGGGAAAGUGGAUGAGAUAUUUGGACAACUUAGAGAUUUUUAUUUUUCAGUUAAGUUGUCAGAAAACAUGAAGGCAUCUUCCUUUAAAAAACUACAAAAGUUUUAUAUAGAUCCAUAUAAGCUGCUACCACUGCAGAGAUUUCUGCCUCGUCCUCCUGGUGAGAAAGGACCUCCCAGAGGCGGAGGUGGUGGCGGCAGGGGAGGUCGAGGAGGAGGAAGAGGAGGUGGUGGCCGAGGUGGUGGAAGAGGUGGUGGCUUUAGAGGAGGAAGAGGUGGAGGUGGGGGCUUCAGAGGAGGAAGAGGAGGUGGUGGAUUCCGAGGAAGAGGACAUUAGGUGUGGCAGUGACAGACUCACCACUUGUGUUUUCGCUGUAUGAUCUGUGAUUGAAGGCUGUGUCUGGAGCAACCCGGAGGAUGCUGCUCUGUCGGUGGAGCUGAAUCGUCAGCAUUGGGUGGAAACACUUGGGACAGAACAGUCGCUUUUGCUCAGAAAGAGCAUGAAGAACCCUGCUUUGUACAGUACCUGGCACUCUGUGGGUGCUUAAAGAAAACGGGACUUUUCAUUUGAAGCAUACUUGGCUUUUUUUAAAUAAAUGUUUUAUUUCUUUAA